AGACAGUAGUUGAGCCAGCGGCGGCGCGCGGAGCGGUGGUGGGGGUCGAGGACGGUCCUGACUUCGUGAGUUAGUGCAGCGCGCGUCGGAGGGCGACCCACGGAGCCAGGAGUGGGGCCGAGGCGCUGGGACGCGCGACGGUGGCGCGGCUGCCGGCUGGAUGGGAAGUUAAUGUUUACGGCAGAGUCCACCCAACGUCUCCAAGGUGGCGUCAGACAAGGUUGCAGAAAAGCUGAGUUCUACUCUCACAUGGGUGAAGAACACAGUAUCGCACACAGUCAGUCAGAUGGCCAGUCAGGUGGCAAGUCCAUCUGCUUCAUUACAUACUACAUCCUCAUCUACCACACUAUCAACGCCAGCCCUUUCCCCAUCUUCUCCAUCACAGUUGAGUCCAGACGACUUAGAACUCCUGGCUAAACUGGAGGAACAAAAUAGAUUGUUAGAGACGGAUAGCAAGUCGUUAAGAUCUGUAAAUGGGUCAAGAAGAAACAGUGGCUCCUCUCUUGUAUCAAGUUCAUCAGCCUCUAGCAACCUCAGCCACCUCGAAGAAGAUUCUUGGAUUCUCUGGGGAAGAAUUGUUAACGAAUGGGAAGAUGUGCGCAAAAAGAAGGAAAAGCAAGUUAAGGAACUUGUUCGUAAAGGGAUACCCCACCACUUUAGAGCAAUAGUUUGGCAACUUUUAUGCAGUGCACAAAGUAUGCCAAUUAAGGAUCAGUAUUCAGAACUCUUGAAAAUGACCUCACCUUGUGAAAAAUUGAUCCGAAGGGACAUUGCUAGAACUUAUCCUGAACAUAACUUUUUUAAGGAAAAAGAUAGCCUUGGACAGGAGGUUUUAUUUAAUGUAAUGAAGGCAUAUUCUUUAGUGGAUCGUGAGGUUGGUUACUGUCAAGGAAGUGCUUUUAUAGUUGGAUUGUUACUUAUGCAGAUGCCAGAAGAAGAAGCUUUCUGCGUAUUUGUUAAAUUAAUGCAAGAUUAUAGACUCCGUGAACUUUUUAAACCGAGUAUGGCAGAGUUGGGCCUUUGUAUGUACCAGUUUGAAUGCAUGAUACAGGAGCAUCUUCCAGAGCUCUUUGUACACUUUCAAUCUCAGAGUUUUCAUACCUCAAUGUAUGCAUCAUCCUGGUUUCUGACUAUCUUUCUUACAACUUUUCCACUACCAAUUGCGACAAGGAUAUUUGAUAUCUUUAUGUCUGAGGGCUUAGAAAUAGUGUUUCGAGUAGGAUUAGCACUCCUUCAAAUGAAUCAGGCAGAACUAAUGCAACUUGACAUGGAAGGGAUGUUGCAGCACUUUCAGAAGGUCAUUCCACAUCAGUUUGAUGGUGGUACAGACAGAUUAAUCCAGGCAGCUUACCAAGUCAAAUACAACUCAAAAAAAAUGAAAAAGCUUGAAAAGGAAUACACUACAAUAAAAACUAAAGAAAUGGAAGAGCAAGUUGAAAUUAAAAGGUUACGCACAGAAAACAGACUUUUGAAACAACGCAUUGAAACAUUAGAAAAAGAAAGUGCUUCCUUGGCAGAUAGAUUGAUACAGGGACAAGUGACAAGAGCCCAGGAGGCUGAGGAAAACUACCUCAUAAAACGGGAGUUGGCCACCAUCAAACAGCAGAGUGAUGAGGCCAGUGCUAAGCUGGAGCAAGCUGAAAAUACCAUCAGGAAGCUCCAGCACCAACAACAAUGGCAUAAGUGCAGUUCCAACUACAAUGAAGAUUUUGUGCUACAGCUAGAGAAGGAAUUGGUCCAAGCCCGACUGAGUGAAGCCGAGUCUCAGUGUGCGCUAAAGGAGAUGCAAGAUAAAGUCUUGGAUAUAGAGAAGAGAAACAACUCCCUGCCCGAUGAGAAUAACAUUGCAAGGCUUCAGGAAGAACUCAUUGCUGUGAAACUGAGGGAAGCAGAAGCUAUUAUGGGUUUGAAAGAACUUAGACAGCAAGUCAAGGAUUUAGAGGAGCACUGGCAGCGCCACUUAGCUCGUACUACUGGGCGAUGGAAAGACCCACCUAAGAAAAAUGCUGUGAAUGAGUUACAAGAUGAACUGAUGACCAUUCGACUUAGAGAAGCUGAAACACAGGCAGAAAUAAGAGAAAUGAAACAAAGGAUGAUGGAAAUGGAAACACAGAACCAAAUCAACAGUAACCAUCUCCGAAGAGCAGAACAAGAGGUGAACAGUCUACAGGAGAAGGUGCAAUAUCUUUCUGCACAAAACAAAGGACUACUUACUCAGUUAAGUGAAGCAAAGCGCAAACAAGCAGAGCUUGAGUGCAAGAGCAAGGAAGAGGUGAUGGCUGUGAGACUUCGGGAAGCAGAUAGCAUAGCUGCUGUGGCUGAACUACAGCAACACAUUGCAGAGCUUGAAAUCCAGAAAGAAGAAGGAAAGCUUCAAGGACAGCUUAACAAGUCUGAUUCUAACCAGUAUAUUAGGGAACUGAAAGAUCAGAUAGCAGAGCUGAAUCAUGAGCUCAGGUGCCUAAAAGGCCAGAGGGGCUUCUCGGGCCAACCUACUUUUGAUAGAAUCCACAUUGUCAACCAUUUAAUUGGAGAUGACGAAUCAUUCCAUUCUUCCGAUGAAGACUUCAUAGAUAAUUCCUUACGGGAAGGUGGCGUUGAUUUUCCUUUACACAGAAAAUCUGGCCCGAUGUCUUUGGACCAUGCUGUGGCAGGUGGUAGUGAGAGCGAAACAGAAGACAGUGUGUUGGAGACCAGAGAGAGUGAUCGAGUGCCUCAGAAGAAGCAGCCUCCAAGAAAAGAGUCAUACUCAACCACUGUCUGACCAUCACUGUGACCUAGACUGUAGAUUUCUUUAAGGGAUCGGUUAUCAUACAAUUAGGGGUUUUUGGAACAUAUCUGUUUCAUAUGUACAUAUGUAUAUAUUUUUUACAAUCUCAUCUGCCUUUUUAUCUUUGCCAAAUCUUCACCUUUGACUUACCAUUGCCAUAAAGUAGACUGGAAUAUGGUUAAUGGGUAAAAUAAGGUUCUAACAGUAUUACUGAAUCUUAAUGUUUUUGUUUAGAAAAUAUCAACAUGAACCAUUUUAGAAUUCAGAAGUAUGGAACAUUGAAUUAUCUUCAGAGAAAACUGUUCUUGUGCAAUAUUUUAUGCUCAGUGAACAACUUGUAUAUUUAUGCUUAUCAAUUUGUUUUCAGGAUGGAUGUCUACCAACAUUUGACCAAGACAUACAUCUGAUAUACCUUAUGUUUUGUGUUUUGGGGAUUUUUUUUUUUUCAUUAAAACUACUGUUCUAUCAGUGCACUACUAAAAGCUCCCAAAUAUACCACCUUUUUCUGUGUAAUUUUAUAAACACAAAUUAAUAGUUAUCUAUCUUGAUAGUUUUAGUUUCUAAUUUUUAUGUGCAUAUGAUGCUUCCAUGUGUUGCUUACUUGUAAGAGUAGUUGGAUAAGAUAACUACAAAUAUAUUGUUUAUUUGUACCUAUUUAUAAAUCUGUACCACCCAACAUUGAUCAUCAUUUUAUAUGGGGAACAUACAUGUUGUAAAGUGACUGCUUCCAGCAUUCUAACAGGACUUCUGUAAAUAAUAGGUUAAAAUAAAACCAAACACUAAUAUUUUAAUAGCUUUAGUAUUUUGCUUAGCAUUCAACACUAGUAGCUUCAUAACUUAACCGAUGCUUGUUCAAAAACAUUAUUGAUGAAAUCUCGUUUACAUCCUGUGUAUGUAAUGGAUAAAUUUUUCAUGAUUAAAGAAGUUAUAGCACAUAUUACUUAGUACUAAUAUUCUACUUAAUGUAAUUUAAGCAGUGGACUGAGAUCCAAGAUAUACAACAAUUAUAUUUGCAAAUAAUCUAUGAACAUUAUCUUCAGAUCCUCUAGUUUCUAACCUAUAGAUAAAGCCAUAAGAAUCCUUUCAUACAAAUUCUUCCUUUUUUAUCAUUUAGACUUUUUUUCCUAGAAAACUGAAUGCCUGUCAUGGAUAAAUUGGAGGAAACACUUUGUACAAAUUACCCUUUACACAAAACACAAAUUACACUUACACUAUGGAAAGACUACAGGAAUGUUUUCCACUCUAAUUUUUGUUAGCAGCCUAGGGGGAAAAAAACAGCCUUGGAGGAUAAAAGGAAAGUAGAAUUCAGUAUGUAUGGAGCUACAAUUUUGCACAAUAUGUUGCAUGCAGAAAAAAAAUUAUACGAUGAUGAAAUGGAGUAGAAGAGGCAAAAACAGUUUUUUGUCUAAAACCAGGAGUUAAGCCUUUUGGUACAUUUGUGAGCCAGUCUUUUCCAGCAAACCCUUUGUAGCUAUUUGCUUGAAUAUUGUGUCCAUAGCACUAAGUUCUCGUGGUUAAGUAAUUCCCCCAGGUCACAAGCUAGUAAGAGCAGAGCCAAGAUUUUAAUCCAGAUCUCUGACACCAUAGCCUUUGAGAAGGUUCAGGUAAUGAAUUUCUCAAUUCCCUGCUCUUCUGACAAUUAAAGAUUUAAAUAAAUUUGAUUUAAAUCUGUUUCCUGUAUGUGUGUGCAUGUAUGUAUAUUUGUUUUUACACACACAUACACACACACACACAUACAUAUAAUUUGAGCGUAGAUACUACUCUUAGAAUAGUCUGGUGCUUUUGGGUUUCUCUUUGGGGGUUCUGUACUGUCAGCCUAGAAGGCUGACACUGCCCAAGUAAAGUGAGAUGAUUCAUGGCCACACUAUUACUUUGACCCCCCAUCAAGAAAUUUGAAUGAUCUAGACCAGGAAACGGCCAACUACAGCCCUUGGGCCAAAUCCAGCCUGCUGCCUGUUUUUAUAUGACUCACAAGCUAAGUAUGGUUUUACAUUUUUAAAUACUUGGGUAGAAGAUCAAAACAAUACUUUGUGACACAUGAAAACUAUAUGAAAUUCAAAUGUCAGUGUCUGUAAAGUUUUAUUGGAGCACAGCCACACUUACUCAUUUACGUAUUAUCUGUGGCUGCUUUUGCACUACAGUGGCAAAGCUAAGUAGCUGCAGCAGAGACUGUAUGGCCCACAAAGCCUAAAAUAUUUACUGUCUGACCGUUUACAGAAAAAGUUUGCUGACCCUUGAUCUAGCUUCUCUAAAAUGUAGGUUUACUUCUUCAGCUUGGCACAACAGAAGAACAAACCAUUUGCUCUUGCCGUUGAACUACAGAAUUGGAAACCUAAAACUUCCUAGUGGGUCUUAUACUCAGAGCUAUUCAAAAUGGAAAGUGUGCCAGCCACUUUAUAUGAUAAAGUCUUUGAUUCCUUGGAAAAUUUGGGAGGACAUCUGUACCUUUAGAGAAGGAGAAAUAUAGGAAAUGAUUCCAGAAUCCUAGCACUGUCCUUUAGAGCAUGCAUCAUUGACCUUUAGGGUAUGCUUCACUGAAUAAAUGUUAUAAUUUGACUUUAAAAUAAGAACAUCUUUCUAGAAUCAUGUUUGAAUCCUAAAUAUUGAAAGAUAUUCUUAGGUAAUUUUCUAAGUCUAUUUCUGAUUAGGAAUUAGAUGUUAAAAGAAUCAUGUUAAAUAAACCUUAAUCCAUUGAUACCCCCAUAAUUUAGACAGUGAAAAACUAGAAACAACAGUCUUCUCAUUCAAGAUCUUUUCAAAUACUCCUUCCAAGGGUUUAAAUCUCCCUGGCGUUUAAGAUGCAAUAGAAAACUGCCCUGAUUUUACUCCAUUUCAUUCAAAUUAAUGUAAGUAUGUUGUUCAAGACUUUGAGGUAUUGGACAGUGUUCUCUUGAUUUUAUUUAAUCUCUGGUAUUUUGUGUCAUUUAAAUGUUAUUCAGUUAAACAUUCAGAGUUGAGGAAUAUUCAAGGGGGAAAGGUGAAUUAAAUGACUCACAAUAAAUACUGUGCUCCCUCGGGAUGGUUACCUUCCUGGCAUCCUCGCCAUCCUGGGUUGAAAUGCUGAAAGAAGAGGCUACAAGUGAUCUGAAUAAAAUGGAAAUUACAUUGAGAUAAUGAAACGGAGACCUUUUAGAUCAAGAAAACACUGUGAGACAGCCUUUUAAAAAAUUAAUGAUAAAUUUUUUUCCUUCCUGGAAAAAGAAGUCAAAGAUCUAAUGUUUGCUGACUAAUUGAGACAUCAAGUUCAAACUAACUGACCGGUGGGUUUAAACAUCUUACCAAGCACCUCAUCUUUGGGGGCAGCCUCACAUCAUAUGUAACAAGCAACCUCAAACAUUAUAUAAAAUUAACUAUAAAUUGAGGGGUCAUUUCCUCAGCCUCAAAGGAGAUGCAGUUAACUGGUCUUUAUUUGAGAACUGCUAAUAUAGAAUGGCAAAAGCAUGGAGAGGUUUUUUGCAGAGAAGGAAAAGAUGAAGGUAAGGGACUACCUGGUAAAAGUGAAGAGAGGACAUACAACUUUUUCUUAGCUCUGAACAUGACAUGCAGCUUGUUACUCUCCAGAUAGUGCCUUUGAUUGAAAAUAGGUCUAGACCUUUUUCAAAUAUUUUAUUUUUGACGUUUUAAGAAAUAAUUUGGUAACUCAUUCUCCUUUGUCUUUUACAUAGUCCACUGUAGUUUUCAGAUUUAAAGUAAAAUAAGCAUUUGAAUUGUGUUUCGGUAAAGCCUUUCUGUGGCCAACUGGAUUUUUGUGUAGUACCAGACAUUGACAGCUAAAAUUUCAUGAAAUCAUGAGUUAUUUCCUUUAUUAAAACAAUGAGUUUUAGCUUGAAAGUUUUUUGCUGCUCUAUCAUUAACAAAACAGUAAGUCUUUUUAAUUAAGGUGAACUUUCAGUUAAUUCUGCAGAAAUUAAAAUUUGUGGUUGAAAUGGAGUGGAUGCUAUUUACAGUCAAGUUUUUACAUCACUUCCGUUGGCGUAUCCCUUCUUUUCGCUCCAAAGAAAAGAUGAUAGAAUAAUACAUUAGGUUUACUAUAGAGAUGCAAAGUUAUACUAAUGUAUUUCAUUUU
Messenger RNA from Trichechus manatus latirostris (Florida manatee), 6836 nucleotides. It is a transcript of the gene EVI5, whose product is annotated as ecotropic viral integration site 5. Lineage: Eukaryota; Metazoa; Chordata; Mammalia; Sirenia; Trichechidae. The transcript has 20 exons. The record is from RefSeq and is a predicted model, not a curated record. The coding region runs from base 287 to 2764 and encodes 825 amino acids.